AUGGGCCAACUGCCUGCUGUAAGUAGAUCACCUGCACGAGGUUUUCUCCACAUGGGAGCGGACUAUGCCAGUCCCUUCCCCAUUCUCAAAUGGCGACCCACAAAUGCCCAACCAUCUAUUGUUCAUAUCACAGUAUUUGAGUGUUUCAGGACAUCAGCAGUCCAUUUAGAGCUCGUUUCCAGGCAGAAAACAGACGCAUUCAUCGGAGCCUACAAGAGAUUCACCGGAAGGAGAGGCAUCCCCGAGGUUAUGUACAGUGACAACGCAACCACGUUCGUUGGCGCUUCAACAGUCCUCAACAAGCUGUACAACCAGCCAACCAGAGAGAAUCAACAGAUCCAGGCUGCUCUCGCUACAAAUGGGACUCAAUGGAACUUCUCACCAUCGACAGCACCCCAUUUCGGAGGAAAGUGGGAAGCAGCUGUUAAAUCUACUAAGUAUCACCUCAAAGGAGUACUUGGGCCGUCGACAUUCACCUACGAGGAACUCAACAGUAUCCUAACCCAGAUAGAGGCCUGCUUAAACUCCAGGUCAAUCACGCCAACGCACAGCAAUUAUGGAAUACCAUCAGAGGCUAUCUCCACAGAUGAUCAANUCUACCGCAGAACAGGCCCUGGGAGAUAUCAUCAAUCCGAGCUGUCAGUCGUAUUAAAUGGCUCCAGUCCAAACUUAUCAACAGAACAUCAGGAAUCAGCCCUAAAUUAUCAACAGUACAUCAGCAAUCAGCCCUAA
This is a messenger RNA of Diachasma alloeum, 732 nucleotides long. RefSeq lists its product as uncharacterized. Gene Ontology annotation, molecular function: nucleic acid binding. The coding region runs from base 1 to 732 and encodes 243 amino acids. The record is from RefSeq and is a predicted model, not a curated record. NCBI's taxonomy places the organism in Eukaryota, Metazoa, Arthropoda, Insecta, Hymenoptera, Braconidae. Gene Ontology annotation, biological process: DNA integration. The transcript is spliced from 2 exons.